AUGGCAUACAUCCUCUACUCGGUUCUCUUCUUCUCCAUCGCUCUCUCCACAGUUCUAUACUUCACGCGCAGUCGCUGGACACCAUACCUUCCGAUUGCCGUGCAAGACCUCUUCUCCCGAUUAAAUCCAUACACAUAUAGCCGCCUUCCCACGUCCUUCAUGGGCGACGUCGAGUCGGGCUUCACCUCGGCAGACUUCGACCUCAGUUCCAACAUCAUGGAAGGCGACAGCCGAGGCGGACUGGACCAGAAGGCGAAGCGAGAGAUCCAAAGGCUGAUGAAGAUUCGGGGCAUCAAUUUCGACGAGGCCAGGAGGGUGUACAUGGAACAGGGGUUCAAGAAGCAUGGCAUCGGUGCGGACGGCAUCCCCCGAGAUCCCAAGUUCGUGUCGUUCUCGUAA
Molecule: messenger RNA, 399 nt
Organism: Fonsecaea multimorphosa CBS 102226
Lineage: Eukaryota; Fungi; Ascomycota; Eurotiomycetes; Chaetothyriales; Herpotrichiellaceae
Exons: 2
Coding region: 1-399 (132 amino acids)
Source: RefSeq, a predicted model, not a curated record